GCAAGUUUGUAAAGCUCUGCUGGAAGUCCCCUGCUGUGUCGGUGGGGUGGGAAAGCGCCUGGAGCCAAGUAGAGAGAGAGAAAGACCAGCUCGCUCUCGGCAGCCUGAGCCUACCUGUAACUUCAGCCCUGUGCUGUUUGUGGUGCCCCCCCCUCCGCUGUGCGUGCCUGUGUAGAGAUGGCUGUGAACAGAUCCUUACACACAUAUAAUGUAAUGGAUAUUGGCUUAGCCGACAAGCCCAGCCAGGACCUCUCGUCAUACUCGGGCUCCUUCCAGCCCGCCCCCGGGGGCAACAAGACGGUGACCUACCUGGGCAAAUUCGCCUUCGACUCGCCGUCCAACUGGUGCCAGGACAACAUCAUCAGCCUGAUGAGCGCGGGCAUCCUGGGGGUGCCGCCUUCGUCCGGCGCCCUCGCCAGCAGCAGCACGCAGGCCUCGACGGGCAGCAUGGUGCAGGUGCAGAGCCAGGCCGAGGUGGAGGGCAUGUACCCGGCGCUGCCCCCUUACUCCACCUGCAGUGACCUUUACGCCGGCGAGCCGGUGCCCUUCCACGACCCGCAGGCCAACGCCGGCCUCGCCUACUCGGCGCAGGAUUACCAGGGCGCCAAGCCCGGCGGCGGGGCCGGCGGCGGCGCCCUAGACAGCAGCCUCUUCCCUAUGAUCCCGGACUACAACCUCUACCACCACCCCAGCGACAUGGGCAGCCUCCCCGAGCACAAACCCUUCCAGAACUUGGACCCGAUCCGGGUCAACCCGCCGCCCAUCACCCCGCUGGAGACCAUCAAAGCCUUCAAGGACAAGCAGAUCCACCCCGGCUUCGGCAGCCUGCAGCAGCAGGCGCCGCUCACCCUCAAGCCCAUCCGGCCGCGCAAGUAUCCCAACCGGCCCAGCAAGACGCCGCUGCACGAGCGGCCGCACGCCUGCCCGGCCGAGGGCUGCGACCGGCGCUUCUCGCGCUCGGACGAGCUGACGCGGCACCUGCGCAUCCACACGGGCCACAAGCCCUUCCAGUGCCGCAUCUGCAUGCGCAGCUUCAGCCGCAGCGACCACCUCACCACCCACAUCCGCACGCACACGGGCGAGAAGCCCUUCGCUUGCGAGUUCUGCGGGCGCAAAUUCGCGCGCAGCGACGAGCGCAAGCGGCACGCCAAGAUCCACCUCAAGCAGAAGGAGAAGAAGGCCGCCGGUGACAAGGGCUCCGCUGCCGCCGCUACGGGCGCCGCUGGCGCCGGCUCGCCCCCAGUGCCCCUGGCGCCCCCCGUGGUCACCACCUGCGCAUGACGCUCCCGCCCCGCCGAGUCCCAGUGCCUCCCGAUCGCUGCCUUUCGCUGCGAGGCGCAAAACCCGCGCAGCAGCCCCUGCGCGUUUUCCCGCCUCCAAGCUCCCGCCGCCGAGGGGCUGCCUUUGCGCUGCUGGUGGGAGCGAGCCUUGAACUGUCCGCCGGAUCGUCUUGAUCCGCAGCGGCUUAGGGCAGAGGGAGGAGGGCCAGACCCGCGCCCCCCAGAUGAGCUGCCGUGGGGUGUGGGGAGCUCAGGCUGGCACGUGUGAAUGGGGCGGGGGGCAGGGCGGGGCAUUUCCCGGGGCCCCCUAGCAGGCGCCCUCCCCGGAUCUUCUUCCUUUUCUCCCUCGAUGGAGGGGGGCACCAAAGCGCGGCGCUUCCUGCCCGUGGAGACCGUGUGUGUAUGUGUGUGUGCGUGCGCGCGCGCGUGUCUUUGUGCGUGUGAGAAAGAGAGAGAGGCUCCCGAGCGGAGCUGGGCUGCUUUUACCGAUCACUGAACCUCUUCCCCCCCCGCUGCCCUCCGUCCAAGCCCCUCUCUCCAAGGGGCUGUGAGCCUCAGAGCCAAGCACCCCGAAUCCUCCCCUCCUCCCCGCUGCCCCCCCGCCCCCGAGCUGGAGAGGGGGAAAGGAAAGGACUGGCUGGUGGCAAGUGCCCUGCUCCAGAACUGAGCCGCCGCGGCUUCUGUCUCCGCUAUUGCGGCUCUGACUUUUGGAUCUCUGAGCGCCUUCAGGCCCCUUCUUCGCGCUUGGCUUGCGAAGGGAGCCGCGCUUUGCAUGGAGAGCAGCCUGGCUUGGGACCUCAAGAACGGGUGAUUCUCUCUCUCUGGCGGCUGAGCUUUCCCCCCAAGCCCAUCUCCUUUCCCCCUCCACCCCAAAAGCAUUCCCCAGUAUCCCUUCUAAACCAGACAAAUCCCCACCUCUCCACCGGUCCCUUUGCGUAUCUCAGGCACGCACCUUUCCGCCGCCCCCUCCCCUUCCUGGAUGCUCUCCUGCCUCAACAUCUUUGGGAUUUCACAGGAGUUUGUUUUUAAAGACACUGUCCUCCAUGUCACUCUUGGCUUCAUAGUGCAGGAUAAUGAUGCUGAAAGAGGGUCUGAGUAUUUUACAGACUCUCUCUCUCUCUCUCUCUCUCUCUCUCUCUCUCUCUCUCUCUCUCUCUCUCUCAUUGUUUCCACCAAAGGAGGAGGGGGCGAGAAAAGCAUUUUUUUAACACCCCCCCCCCUUUGAUUUUUGUUUUGCUACCCCAAAUCCACUUCUUACUUAUCCCGUUGGGAGCUUUGAAUAUAGUUAUUCGGUGGAGCCCCAAAGAAGGGGGGGGGGCAUCAGACUUCCCUUCUUGCAUCUCCCUCCUGACUUGAAUGUACUGUUGAUGGAUUCCUAUUCAUUUCCCUCCUGAGGCUAGGAUACUGUUGGAGUGGAAGAGGCAGUAGAGUUUACAGGGUGUCUGCUUUAAGGGUCAUUUUAUGCACCCUCUUUCCCUUCUCUUCUUUUAAAAGCACUAUUUUUGUGUGUGCCUGAAGUAAGAGAGUGAGUGUGUGUGUGUGUGUGUGUGUAAUUCAAAUGAACUGUGUGUGUGUUCAAAAGACCCUUGAAAAGUGAAUGGGAUGUUGGUUAGCAAUUUCCAGGUCCUCCUAGCUCCCCCUGGGAAUGUCAUUUUGGGAAAGAGGGCUAUUGGGAAUCAAUUUGGGGUGGGUUUUUUGGAUUUGUUUUUUAUUUUAAGCACAAGGGCAAUUCUUUCCAGAAAUGCAGACAACAGUGUUUUAAUGAGUACUUUUUAUAAUGUGAUUUUAUUUUUGUUUUAUGCGGGGUGGGGAGGUUGUUCCACUUAAGAGAAACCGAGGGGGAGAGAAAGCGAUUUGCCCUUUUCCUAUUCUCCUUCUGGUACGUGCAUGUCAUUGCAUGUCUUGCUUUGUUUUUCUUUCAUUUUGUUUUGUUUUAAUAAAACUGCUCAGAUAUUUAAGCAAAACAAUGAUAAUAAUUAUUAAAAAAAAAACUUUGUUGCCAAAAGGUUGUGUUUUAUCCAGGUUUGAUGUCUGCAUGUUUAGAAAAAAGAACUUAAAAUGAAAAAAAAAAAAAACUCAGAGAGACAAAAAUGCAGUCUAAUUUAUGUGAACUGAAAGAAACAAAAAUCAGGUUUAACUAAAAAAAAUAAAUCUAAGGGAAUGAUAUUUUUUGAAAGACUUUUGUAUAAAGUUGAGUACUUAGAAAAAAAGACAAACCAGAUGUAAUAUAUUUUGUGGAUGUUUUUAUUUCUUGGAUUUAUAGUACCUUAUACUAAGGUUAAAAUGCUUGAUAUUGUGAAAAAGUGAUAAUUUUCACACACAUUUCAUUUGCUCAUUUGUCACGUUGUAAUGCAAAUAUGAUAGUUAAUGCAUACAGCAUUUUAAAGGGGAAAAAUCAGAAAUAUUGAACUGAUGUAUUGUUGUACCAUUUGCACUGUGAGCAAAUGCUAAUGCAGUAAAUAUAUUGUGUUUGCUGACAAUCAAAUCCUUGUAGUAAAUAUCUUUUUAUUAUUAUUUUCUUUUAAAAAUAUAAUUGCGUGAGCAUAUUA
Hemicordylus capensis (graceful crag lizard) is the source of this 3829-nucleotide messenger RNA. RefSeq names its product early growth response 3 (gene EGR3). Gene Ontology annotation, biological process: regulation of transcription by RNA polymerase II. Bases 178 to 1281 code for a protein of 367 amino acids. NCBI's taxonomy places the organism in Eukaryota, Metazoa, Chordata, Lepidosauria, Squamata, Cordylidae. Gene Ontology annotation, molecular function: RNA polymerase II cis-regulatory region sequence-specific DNA binding; DNA-binding transcription factor activity, RNA polymerase II-specific. The record is from RefSeq and is a predicted model, not a curated record. The transcript has 3 exons.